AUGAACGCGCCACCCCUUCCACCUCGGCCCCAAGGUUUCCACCGGCCGCUCUGGCAGCCGGCGGUCAACACCUCCUGGAACUACGUGCUGCACCAUAAGGUGCACCUCGACCACACCAUCGAGCACCAGCAGGUCUGGAUCAUCGACCUGUUCGACAACACCGCGGCGGAGGUGGCGGCGCUGCACCAGCGCGGCCGCAAGGUCGUCGCCUACUUCUCGGCCGGCACCUACGAGAACUGGCGGCCCGACGCGGCGCGUUUCCAGCCGGCGGACCUGGGCCGCAAGAUGGACGACUGGGAGGGCGAGAAGUGGCUGCAGACCAACUCGGCCAACGUGCGCCAGAUCAUGCAGGCGCGGAUGGACCUGGCCGUGCAGAAGGGCUUCGACGGGGUCGACCCGGAUAACAUCGAUGGCUACGACAACAAGAACGGGCUGAAGCUGUCCAAGGGCGAUGCUGUGGAUUAUGUGCUCUGGCUCGCGGGUGAGGCGCACGCGAGGGGCCUGUCGGUCGGGCUGAAGAAUGGUGGCGACAUUGUGCCUCGUGUUGUUGACCAGAUGCAGUGGUGUGUGAACGAGCAGGCGGUGCAGUAUGAUGAUGAGGAGCAGUUUCUGCCCUUUGUGAGGCAGGGCAAGCCCGUCUUUCACGUAGAGUAUCCCAAAGGGGAGGAUCCUGAUAGUGACAAACAAAAUGACCGCAAGGAAGUGACCGGGAAGAAGAGGGACAAAUGUAUGAGGGGGAAGCAACAUGGGUUUUCGACUAUCAUCAAGAAUGUCAGGCUUGAUCAGUGGAUUCAGACAUCUUGA
Molecule: messenger RNA, 804 nt
Organism: Diaporthe amygdali
Lineage: Eukaryota; Fungi; Ascomycota; Sordariomycetes; Diaporthales; Diaporthaceae
Exons: 1
Coding region: 1-804 (267 amino acids)
Source: RefSeq, a predicted model, not a curated record